Xiphophorus couchianus (Monterrey platyfish) is the source of this 3265-nucleotide messenger RNA. RefSeq names its product protein phosphatase 1L. The record is from RefSeq and is a predicted model, not a curated record. The coding region runs from base 482 to 1573 and encodes 363 amino acids. The transcript has 4 exons. Gene Ontology annotation, biological process: protein dephosphorylation. NCBI's taxonomy places the organism in Eukaryota, Metazoa, Chordata, Actinopteri, Cyprinodontiformes, Poeciliidae. Gene Ontology annotation, molecular function: cation binding; protein serine/threonine phosphatase activity.
GUGACAAUUCUCAAGAAAUGAGGCGUGUAGUGUGAAAAAAAAAAAUCAUAUUAAUACGGAGGCUAAAUACACGUUUAAGAAAAGGGGUCAAAGGCGGGAAAAGAGGACACCUCCAAGUCUCCUCCGAGACUCUAACGUCGCUCUCCGAUGUGCGUCUGACCCAAAAACUCGGCCAUUGAGCGAUGGGAUGUGGGAGAUCUGCUCAGCUCCCUUGCAGCUGUUCAGGGGGCCGAGGAUAGGACCAAGACAUCGGUCACAGUCACCGGCAGUGUGGCCUGUUGGUUCUCCGCCCGAUUAGUGCGCGAAUGCGCUUGGGAGUCGCUGGACAAACCAGCCCACGGAGGAGCUUUUUCAGAGCCUAAAUUCCGUUUUUGUCCGUCAUUGUGAUAGCAAAUCGAUCUCUUCACAGCUCCUCGAAGCGGAUGGAGUGAACCGUGCCAAAAGAGGAGGGGGUAGUCAGACUGCAGCUCGGUUGCGUGUGAUGAUAGGAGACACAAUGACGCUCCUGUCUCUUUUGGGUCGGAUCAUGCGCUAUUUUCUUCUCAGGCCGGAGACGUUGUUCCUUCUGUGCAUCAGUCUGGCGCUGUGGAGCUACUUCUUUCACACCGACGAGGUGAAAACCAUCGUCAAGUCCAGCCGGGACGCCGUGAAGAUGGUGAAGGGGAAAGUGGCGGAGAUUUUGCAGAACGACCGCUUCGGAGGCCUCAGCGUCCUGGAUGCGGAGUUCUCCAAGACGUGGGCGUUCAAGAACAACAACGUAGCCGUGUACUCCAUACAGGGCAGGAGGGAUCACAUGGAGGACCGGUUCGAGGUGCUCACCGACAUCACCAACAAGAGCCACCCGUCUAUAUUCGGGAUAUUCGACGGUCACGGGGGAGAGGCUGCAGCUGAUUAUGCCAAGGCCCACCUGCCUGAGUCUCUGAGGCAGCAGCUGCAGGCCUUGGAGAGGGAGAAGAGGGAGAGCGCUGUCUCUUACGCCAGCAUUCUUGAGCAGCGCAUCCUGACUGUGGAUCGGGAGAUGCUGGACAAGCUCUCCGCCAACCAUGAUGAAGCAGGUACAACAUGCCUGAUGGCUCUGUUGUCAGACAGAGAGCUCACUGUGGCCAACGUCGGAGACUCUCGCGGAGUGUUGUGUGACAAAGACGGGAAUGCCGUUGCGCUGUCGCACGACCACAAGCCAUAUCAGCUGAAAGAGCGCAAGAGGAUCAAGAGAGCAGGAGGCUUCAUCAGUUUUAAUGGAUCCUGGCGAGUUCAGGGAAUCCUGGCCAUGUCUCGCUCCUUGGGGGACUACCCUCUCAAGAACCUCAACGUGGUCAUUCCCGACCCAGAUAUAAUGACCUUUGACCUGGACAAACUACAGCCUGAGUUUAUGAUCCUAGCAUCUGACGGUCUUUGGGACGCCUUCAGUAAUGAGGAGGCAGUGCGCUUCGUCCGCGAGCGCCUGGACGAGCCUCACUUCGGUGCCAAGAGCAUCGUCCUCCAGUCGUUCUACCGCGGUUGCCCCGACAACAUCACAGUCAUGGUGGUAAAGUUUAAAAGUGGAGCUGGGGGCAGUAGCAAGGCUGGUGUGUAGGUCUGGGGAGCUCACACUGUGAUCAGAAGGAUUUUUUUUACCCCUCGUCUGGAUGCAGCAGGAAGGUUACAGGAAAGCUGAGGUGUGUACUUAUAACAAGUCGGCACAUAAAUUUCCUCAUGUAAAAACAAAGCUAUGUUUUUCAAUUGUCAAUUUAUUCAGAAAAGGACAUUUAAACAUACUGUAACUAACCUUUGUAUGAUUGAUCAAUUCUUGGAAAAAAAACAAAACAUAAGUGCAUAGUAAGUACAGAACUACUACAGACACAGGGGAUUUUCUCUUAACCAGCACAUACCAGACUGUGACUGCUUUACUUCUGUUUACUAUAAAUUGCACACGGACAGUACAACUCCACUGGAAGCUUUUUACGGGAUGCUUUAAGGAAAAACUGUGUUACUAUAGGAAGGUGCUAAAGCUGUAAAUGCAAAACCACAGGCUUGUGGUAAUAUGAUGAUGCUCUGAAUUGUAUGUAUCUAAUCUUUCUUAUUGAACAGAAGCAGUUUGUCAUAUUAAACAAGGCUGCAGAAGAUCCAAUAUACUUAAUUAACUUGAAGCAUUGCUGUGCACAGAUCUAACCUUUGAGUGUACAAAACUUACCCCCUGCAUACUUGAAUGGUUCCUGUUUAGUGUUGACAGUCUCGCCCUUAGCAUGCAUUCAGCAUUAAUGCAUGCUGAACUGCAUGGAUUCUAUAAAUAAGCUGUCGACACGACCAGUAGGGCGGCAGACAACACAGUGCUCCUGCUGUGACUUUGGAGGUCCUUUACUCAUCGAGCUCUUAAGAAGCACAUGUUUCUACAUCUGUAAGCUGUCUUCCAAAAAGUAGUCAAAAACAAGUGUAAAUGAUAAAAGGGAAGCCUCUUUAUUGCAAAUUCUGAAAUGAAAAAUUAAAUAACUAAUUGUUUUUUUUUCAAACAAAAUAGAAUUUGCAGUUGAUUAUUUUUAAUAAUCUUAGGGGUUUUUUUAUCCUAAUGUGUAAUCUAAGAUUUCACCAAAUCCAUACAACAAUUAUACUAUUGUUUGUUGGUUUUGUGUUACAAAGUCAUAUGAAGACACACAAACAAAUAACACGCCGGCAUCACCUUCCUGCAUCUGAAUGUCUGAAUGGAAAAGACAAAUCCUGAUCUUCAGGUAAACCAUCAAUUUUCCACAUAUAUCAUAGCAUUCUGUGGGACUACAGACUUUCAGCUUUGAGAUGCUGUGGAAUUAUUGCAGCAAUGACCUUAUAAGAACAUUUCAACCUUCAAUAUGCAGACACUCUAUCUAGGCUGAAGAAGAUUUGAUUACCUCAGCUGAGUGCUUCAAGUGACUCCAGCUGCUCUAAUUGUUUCGGCUAAUAAUCAUUUGACCACUUUAUGACACUUAUGGUCCCUAAAGCAAAGUGUGCUUCCAUUCUCAGGGAGUCAAGAAAAACUGAAUUUAAAAGGAAACAGUGAUUAUACAAAGUGGGGCUGCCUAAAACCACACACACUCACACACACACACACCCUCCUACACAUAUUACAUAGGUGUAACACAUCCUGAUUUUUUACAAAAUACACUACAUUUCUAUCUGUUCAGACCCAUGUCAAAUGCAUUCUUUAGAUACACGUACAUUCAAGGCUGGAUAAAUAACAGCAUGGCAUAAGUUCUUGAUGAUCCUGACUGUUAGUUUUGUCACAGCAAAAAAAAAUAAAUUAAAAAAUUAAAACGUU